AAAAAUGAAUUUCAUUGUGUUCAAGCGUUACAUUCGACAUUUGUACGUUAAUACAAUUGGUUUGAAAUAAAUUUAUUCAGGAUAAACAUUAUCUUUAAGACCAAAACAGAAAAACAACAAUGGAAAAGAGAUACAUAAGAUGUACUUGGGCAAACAUUUUAUAUCUGGCACAAGGCUUUGUACUUGCAGGCAUUGGUGUUGCAGGUGUGGUAAUGUUCAAGCGCUAUGGUGAAGAAUGUGUUCGCGCGAGAGGAAUAUACAUAGUGCUCUUACUUCAUGCUUGUUUUCAAUUGAUAUCAACUGUGAUUUACAUCAAAUGUAAUUUUAAAUUUAGGAUGUCCAGGAUAUUUACUGCAUACUUUUUAUGGGGUUGUAUGAUUGGCUGCCUUGCAACAUAUCAAGCUGUGCUAUCUUACGAAUAUAAACAGGCAAUUACUUUUCAUGUGUUCACAAAUAUUCUAACAGGGCUGUUGGUCUUGCUAGUGAGUAUACUUAAAAUAAAUUAAUUUUUCACACAAAGUUUCGACAAAUAUAAGUUUGACUUGGUCACUCACAUUUUUUUACUUGUAAUAUAUGCAUUAAAUUAUCGAGUUAACUACUGAGAGACAAAUUAGACCAUUAGACCCAAUGUUCUAGGUUAAAUGUCAAGAGAAAUUAUGCAUGUACUACACCAGAGG
Messenger RNA from Ruditapes philippinarum (Manila clam), 677 nucleotides. RefSeq lists its product as uncharacterized. Bases 120 to 506 code for a protein of 128 amino acids. NCBI's taxonomy places the organism in Eukaryota, Metazoa, Mollusca, Bivalvia, Venerida, Veneridae. The transcript has 5 exons. The record is from RefSeq and is a predicted model, not a curated record.